GAUUGUUCAUUUUCUUUUGAGUCUCUCACUGGAGCGUUUGCUUUCUCAGGAGCCAGGUGAAACCUCUGCCUUCUGUCAAGUCCCAAAGAAGUAGUGAAAGAGAUGGCCCUCAGCAAAGAUCAGGGCUUUACAAUGAACGAUGGCAACAAAAUCCCUGUGCUUGGAUUUGGCACCUAUUCCUCUAUUGAUAAAAGUAAGUGCGAGGAGGCUACAAAGAUAGCUAUAGAAGUUGGCUUCCGCCAUUUUGAUGGAGCAUAUGUAUACGAGACUGAGGACCAAGUUGGACGCGCCAUUCGUGAGAAGAUUGCAGAUGGGACAGUAAAAAGGGAAGACCUUUUCUACACUGGAAAGCUUUGGAAUACCUUCCACCGACCGGAGUUGGUUCGGACAUGCCUAGAGGAAUCGCUAAAAAACCUCCAGUUUGACUAUAUGGAUCUAUUCAUAAUCCACAAUCCUUAUUCUCUAAAGCCUGGACCAGAUGUAUUUCCUACAGGAGAAGAUAAAAAAAUUAUUUUUGACAGUGUCGAUCUUCGUAAAACAUGGGAGGCAAUGGAGGCAUGCAAAGAUGCUGGCUUGGUGAAGUCUAUUGGAGUGUCCAACUUCAACCGGAAGCAGCUGGAAAUGAUCCUGAGCAAGCCAGGACUGAAAUACAAGCCUGCUGUAAACCAGAUUGAAUGCCACAUUUAUCGGAACCAGAGUAAGAUGCUGGACUUCUGCAAAUCAAACAACAUACUUGUUGAAGGAUAUUUUGUCUUGGGUUCCCAGAGGAAUCCUGUAUGGCUCAAUCAGAGCACCCCUGUCCUGCUUGAGGAGCCUGUGUUGGCUGAGAUCGCCAAGAAGUACAACCAAACCGUGGCUCUCGUGGCUUUACGCUAUCAGAUCCAGCGUGGCCUUGUGGUCCUUUUGAAAUCUUUUAACAAAAAGCGGAUUGAAGAAAACAUCAAGGUUUUCAAUUUCCAGCUGUCUGAGAAAGACAUGAAAUCCAUCGAUGGACUUAAUAAAAACCUGAGCUACAUGACAAACAAAUUAUUUGCUGAACACCCACAGUAUCUCACACCAGAUGAUGAUAAGUAAGGACUCAUCUACCUCCCCUAAUUUGUCUCCCAUUCUCAAGUAUUCUCAAGUAUAGCCAUAUCUUAUAUUACAACACUAUCUAGUUUUACUGCACUGACAAUAUCAAAGAGAUCUGUAUGUGUUUCAUAGAAUCAAAGAAUAGUAGAGUUGGGGGCCUAUAAGGCCAUCGAGUCCAACCCCCUGCUCAAUGCAGGAAUCCACCUUAACUAUAAAUACAAAGGUUUACCAUAACACAGCAUUGUGGUUGAUUCUUAGUUCUAAUCUGUAAAGGGAAGGAGGAAAUAAAGAUGAUUUUUGUUGC
This is a messenger RNA of Elgaria multicarinata webbii, 1375 nucleotides long. RefSeq names its product aldo-keto reductase family 1 member C3-like. The transcript is spliced from 9 exons. Gene Ontology annotation, molecular function: steroid dehydrogenase activity; ketosteroid monooxygenase activity; aldose reductase (NADPH) activity. Gene Ontology annotation, cellular component: cytosol. The coding region runs from base 103 to 1074 and encodes 323 amino acids. The record is from RefSeq and is a predicted model, not a curated record. NCBI's taxonomy places the organism in Eukaryota, Metazoa, Chordata, Lepidosauria, Squamata, Anguidae. Gene Ontology annotation, biological process: steroid metabolic process.